Rhodamnia argentea is the source of this 3096-nucleotide messenger RNA. RefSeq names its product disease resistance protein RPV1-like. The transcript is spliced from 7 exons. Gene Ontology annotation, biological process: defense response. The record is from RefSeq and is a predicted model, not a curated record. Gene Ontology annotation, molecular function: ADP binding; ATP hydrolysis activity. Lineage: Eukaryota; Viridiplantae; Streptophyta; Magnoliopsida; Myrtales; Myrtaceae. The coding region runs from base 199 to 3096 and encodes 965 amino acids.
CUCUUCAGGUCAACGAAUGUUAAUGAAGCCUCGGAUGACCCGAAGCAGUGGCUCCCCUACUUGCCUUGCCGUAUCAUCGGAGAAGUGAAAGCUCAAAGAGGGCAAGCGAUUUGGCUCCAAGGAUUUGGCAUGGAAGAUCGUUGCCCAUUAUAGCAACGCGAACUUACUGGGUUGUGCGCUGAAGAUAUCACAAUUGAAAUGAAGGCAAAAGAUGAUUGUGCAACUGAGCAUUUAGUCGGGAUAGAUGGUCAAGUGGAAGCCAUACUGGACUUGUUGGUCGACGACUCUGGUCGUCCGCGGUGUCUUGGAAUUCAUGGCCCUAGUGGUAUUGGAAAGACAACCCUUGCCAAGGCACUCUUCGACAAACUUAUUUCUAACUUUGAUCGGUAUUGCUUCCUGCGAGAUGUCAGUGUAUCAUCACGCCAUGAUGGCCUAGUAUUUCUGCAAAAGAAACUGCUAUCCGACGUCCUCGGUAGAACUAAGCCUAUGAUUGACAUCAACGACAUUGACCAUGGAAUGAAUGUUAUCAGGGAAAAACUCUGUGGUAAGAAGGUUCUGAUUGUUAUAGAUGAUGCGGACCAUAGGGAACAGCUCGAGAAACUAAUUGGCAAGAUCAGUUGGUUUGGCAAAGGAAGUAGAGUCAUAAUUACGACAAGAAACAAAAGUAUCCUAGAGAGUGUAGAGAAAAUCGUACUUUAUGAACUGAGAGAUAUGAAUUCUGAUCAAGCAUUUCAGCUUUUUGAAAAUCGCGCAUUCAAAAGAGAAUCUCCUAGAGACAAUUAUUGCGAUAGGCUUUCAAGGGAUAUUGUUUCUACCAUUGGAGGACUUCCUUUGGUCAUUGAGGUCAUAGGUUCAUUUCUUCACGGGAAGCACAGACCCGUAUGGAAAGAUACACUAGAAAAGUUAAGGAGCAUUACUCAUGAAGACAUCCUCCGGAAGCUGAGAAUUAGCUAUGACGCCUUAAAUUUCAAGCAAAAGCAGAUUUUUCUUGAUAUUGCAUGUCUUUCCUUGCAUGAGGAGGAGAUUAAUGCAUCUUACAUGUGGGAAGAUUGCAACUUUUCUCCACAAAUAGAAAUUGAAGUCCUCAGUUCUCUGUCAUUGAUACGUAUUAGAGAGAACAGCGGGUUAUGGAUGCAUGACGUGCUAAAAGACCUAGGGCGCCAAAUUGUCCAUGAGGAAAACCUGGAUCCAGGAAAGCGUAGCAGGUUGUGGAUUUCUGAGGGAGCUGUGGACAUGGUAAAAACAAAAGAGAACAAAGGAAACAUCGAGGCACUCAGUCUAGCUGGAGAUCCUACUCUACUCAUCUUUACUGAUGAAGAUUUCUCAAGGCUGCCAAAUCUAAGGUUCCUUGAAUUAGAUGGGGGGAGCUUUAUCGGGGACUUUACCAAUCUCUUUUCAAAGUUGAGAUGGUUUUCUUGGUGCCAUUGUCCUCCAGAUUUUAUGGCAACUAAUCUGUUCUCACAAAACUUGGCUGUCCUUAAACUCUCCGAAUUUAACGACGCCAAUGAUUGGGAGGGGUGGAGCCAAAUUAAGAUGCUACACAAUUUGAAAGUUCUGCAGCUGACAGGUCUAAAUAUGGUCAGAAUCGACUUGUUUGGGUGCUUGAGUCUGGAAAGAUUAAUAAUUGAAGAAUGUCGACAAUUGGUUGAAAUUGAUCCCUCCAUUGGGGAGCUGAAACUACUGGCUUACUUGUUAAUUGAGGGUUGCGACCGACUGAAAGAUUUGCCUGGCGAAAUUGGCCUGCUAGUGAACCUCAAGCACUUAUCUUUGGGUCACUGCUCAAAGUUAAGGAAACUCCCGAGCUCGAUUGGAGAGCUAAAAUCAUUGAUCAAAUUGGAUUUAUCAUACACAUCAAUUGAAGGAUUACCUCAUUCUGUUGGAUAUCUUGUGAAUCUCGAGUCUUUAUCUCUUGCAGGAUGCAGAGAGAUAAGGGAACUUCCGGACUCGAUCGGAAACCUAAACUCUCUAAUUGAAUUGGAUCUGUCGCUUACGCGCAUCAAAGUGUUUCCUUCAGCCAUUGGGAAGUUGUCCUUUUUGAGAAUUUUAGAUCUAUCACACACUCAAAUUUGUCGAGUGCCAGAAACAAUUGGCGCUCUCUCUCACCUAGAAGAACUGAUCCUCAGGGAUUGUGAUGAGCUGCAAGUGUUGCCGUCACUUCCACGAAGUUUGACACAUCUACAUGUCCGUUCUCGGUCCUUGCAGUCUAUUCCAAACCUCUCAAACCUGACUAAUCUAGUUGAUCUUAGCUUAUCAGAUGGCGGAUUGAGGUCGUUGAGCCUAAUCAAUGCCAAUUACUUAGAGUGGAUUGGGAAGUUAUCCAAGUUGCGAAAUUUGGAACUGUGCUAUGCGAACGUUAUGGUGUCACCAACUGCAUUGGGUUCCCUUUCUCAACUAAGGAAACUUUACAUGUCUGGCAACCUUUACCCGGAAUUUCUCAUGCAGCCCCCUAAAUCAGCAAUGCAGGGAAAUCUCAGCUCAGUAAAAACUUUCCCAGGUAUAUCCAAGUUGAGAAAUCUAAUAAUUUUGAAACUCUGUCGCUCUCGGGAAAAGGAAAUCCAACUCGGCGGGCUAGAGCAGUUGAGACAUUUAACUGUCAGCGGCUUUCAACUCCUUGAAACUAUAACAUUCUCCCCGUCAGGCCUGAAGAAUGUAAAAGAACUAGAACUAGAGAACUGUCCUAAGUUGAGAGAGGUUCAUGGUCUCGGGGCAUUGGAAAGAUUGGAGAGCCUGAAGGUCGACUUAUGUUGGUCAAUUAGGAGGUUAAGUGAUCUGUGGAGAUUGCAAAAGUUGAUGGAACUGAAAAUCGCAGAUUGCUAUAACCUACGGGUUUGUGAAGGCAUUGACGAGUUAGGAUGUUUGAGUCUCUUUGAAGUGAAUUUGUGCCCCUAUUUGGAAUAUUGGACAAAUGCAUCGGACACAUCGAUACCAAAAGAAUGUCAAAUCGUAAUUGAACGUUGCCCGAAACUAGGUGAAACUCCUUGGGGUGGCAUGUUUUACAAGGAUUACAGAGAUACGAUUCUUAGACAGAUCAAGUCUGAUUCAGAUAUGUCCACAUUCGGCAGAAUGGAUAAGAUUAGUAACACCUUGACGUAUUGA